Molecule: messenger RNA, 1256 nt
Organism: Zingiber officinale
Lineage: Eukaryota; Viridiplantae; Streptophyta; Magnoliopsida; Zingiberales; Zingiberaceae
Product: auxin-responsive protein IAA2-like
Exons: 6
Coding region: 182-1066 (294 amino acids)
Biological process (GO): regulation of DNA-templated transcription
Cellular component (GO): nucleus
Molecular function (GO): protein binding
Source: RefSeq, a predicted model, not a curated record
GCGGGUUUAACGUUUCUUUGCUUAUGGUUUGGUGUCCUCGGAGAUUGAGCAAGCUUGGCGAGUGGGAGAAACGCGAGGAGGGCGAGCGCUAUUCUCUGCUCUGUUUCACUGCUUUUCUUUCCUGUGGGAGAAAGGUGCGAUCGUUUUCGUCUCAUUUUGUCUAUCGUCUGAUCGAGAGGCAAUGGCGGAGGAGUAUAAACGUGGAGAAUGGAACACCUACGCCGCCGCUGUGGACGAAAAGCUAGAACUAAGGCUUGGCCUCCCUGGAGGUGAACACUGGUCGGCGGUGCAGGAGAAGAGAGAGCUUCCUAUUGAUCCUUCUCUCUCUCUCGGACACAUCUCCAAGCUUCCCAAGAGCAACUACGUUGCUGCUUCCUCUGCAACCAAAAGAGGCUCAACGAGUCCAGUUGUUUCCAAAACGGAAGCUUUUCGCCAGCACAAACAGCUUGGAUUCCGCCAAUCGCAGGGCAAAGGAACAGAUUCAUUUCAGAAAACAAAUGGAAACACAGAGCAGCAGCAGCAGCAGAGCCUUGUGGGGAAGUCCAAGAAUUCCACUAUAGUGCAAAUCGAUUCUCAUUCAAGAAUUAUGCCAGCACCUGUUGUUGGUUGGCCUCCCAUCCGCUCAUCCAGAAAGAAUCUUGCUGGAGCUGCUAAAUUGCCGAUUGAGUUUCAAAAUGGGAACUCCGAAGUUCUAAAGAAGUGCGAGAAUGAGAGGAAAUGCCUGUUUGUGAAAAUUAACAUGGAUGGCAUACCCAUUGGAAGAAAAGUAGACUUGUUGGCAUAUGAUAGCUACGAUAAGCUCUCAAUGGCUGUUGACGAUCUCUUCCGAGACCUCAUGGCAGAAAAACUUGUGAUUACUACUGGCUUAUUAGAUGGCCGUGGGGAAAACACUCUGGUUUACGAAGACGAUGAAGGGGACGAGAUGCUGGUUGGUGAUGUUCCAUGGGAAAUGUUUGUUUCCUCGGCCAAGAGACUACGAGUUUUGAAGAGCUGUGAUCUCUCUGCAUCAUCAGUAAAUGUGUUUGUUUCAGGAAGAGGGAGAAAGGCAAGAGCAAAUGUGCCUUGAGUUGGACCUCUAGGUCCUAGGAUUCUGUCAACUGCAUGUCUUCAUUUUUUUUGUUGUUUAAGCUGAAAGGGAUGAGUUCUUGCCUAUUUACUUUAGCUGGGCUUGCAGUGUAAAGAUCUUCGGAGACAUGUAUCUAUCAUGUAAAUUCAACGUAUAAUACGACAAUAUCUAUAGCUAGAUUCUGUCCAAA